Molecule: messenger RNA, 1692 nt
Organism: Linum tenue
Lineage: Eukaryota; Viridiplantae; Streptophyta; Magnoliopsida; Malpighiales; Linaceae
Source: the annotation of a GenBank genome assembly
AUGAAGGAAGCAGCGACUCCUUCCACUGAGCCAAUUGGGCAGAACCUCAUCAAGUUGAUAAGCAAUCUGUGCUUCUCAGUCUUCGUCUUCACUGUUCUGAUUUUCACUGUUAUUGCAAUCACCUACCAACCUCCAGAUCCAUGGCUGGAAUCAGCUCCAGCUCUCACCAAAUUCUUCACCCAGAGCGAGAACGCCACUUUCCAGAUCGACAAUUCCAUCUUCAAAACCGGCGAGGAUAUACAGACUGUGAGUAUUAGUGCUCCUGCUGCUCUCCCUUCGACGGGGAUCACAGAGGAGGUGAUCGAGAAAUCCGAAGCCAAGAUUGAGAUUGAGAAUGAAAAUGCUUCUACUACUCUGCAAUCCUCGGGCUGUGAGGAUUCAAACCUUGUCAAUUGCUCCGAUCCCAUGGUUCUGAUUGCAGUCGAGAGGUUCAAUCUAAAGCGUUUCAAGACCAACAUUGUGUUCUUGGACUAUCAGACUCCCGUUAAUGGCUCGAACCCCGAUGAAUGUGAUGUCUCCUGGAGGUUUCGUAACAAGAAGGAGAAGUCAUGGAGGAAGUACAGGGAUUUCAGGCGGUUCAAGUUUGGGUAUGGAGAUAAUUGCACCUACGAGAUUGUCCACGCGAAUGGCUGGCAUUCGGGUCUCAAUGCCCGUCGGCCAAGAGCUGCUACUAGACCUGGUGGUCGAACCAGGCCAAGAGUUGCUCCACCGGUUCGUGACGACGAGAUAAACGACACCAUCCCAACCCUAGGGUCAGACUUGAAUUUCAGGAAAGGGAAGUACUUAUAUUACUCAAGAGGAGGGGAUUACUGCAAAGGGAUGAAUCAGUACAUGUGGAGCUUCCUAUGUGGAUUAGGAGAAGCAAUGUACUUAAACCGAACAUUCGUGAUGGACUUGAGCUUAUGCUUAUCAGGUAGCUACAACCCUAGUGGGAAGGACGAAGAAGGGAAAGAUUUCCGGUACUACUUUGACUUUGAGCAUCUCAAGGAGGCAGCAUCGAUCGUGGAAGAGAGUGAGUUUUUGAGGGAUUGGAAGAAAUGGGAUCGUUCACACAAGAGAAAGAUCCCAGUGAGGAAGAUCGUGACUCAUAAGACAACACCAAUGCAACUGAAGAAAGAUAAGAGCAGUAUCAUCUGGAGGCAGUUCGAUUCGCCCGAGCCUGAGAACUAUUGGUACAGAGUAUGCGAAGGUGAAGCUUCCAAGCACGUACAGAGGCCAUGGCACGCGAUUUGGAAGUCCAAGAGGCUGAUGAACAUAGUGAGUGACAUCAGUGGGCGUAUGGACUGGGAUUUCGAUGCGGUUCAUGUGGUUCGAGGUGAGAAAGCAGUGAAUAAAGAACGAUGGCCACAUCUAGAUUCUGACACGUCCCCAGAUGCCUUGGUGGAGAAGGUUCAAAAGAUGGUUCAUCCAUGGAGGAACUUGUACGUGGCGACGAACGAGCCGUUCUAUAAUUACUUCGAUAAGCUGAGGUCACACUUUAAGGUGCAUUUGCUGGAUGAUUACAAGGAGAUGUGGGGGGAAACAAGCGAUUGGUUUAACGAGACGAGGGAAUUGAAUGGCGGGAGGGCAGUGGAGUUCGAUGGGUAUAUGAGAGUUGCAGUGGAUACUGAGGUGUUCUAUAGGGGGAAGACUCGGGUUGAGACGUUCUAUAAUUUGACGAGUGAUUGCAAGGACGGGAUUAAUACGUGCUGA